This is a messenger RNA of Cladophialophora immunda, 198 nucleotides long. RefSeq lists its product as uncharacterized. The transcript has a single exon. Lineage: Eukaryota; Fungi; Ascomycota; Eurotiomycetes; Chaetothyriales; Herpotrichiellaceae. Bases 1 to 198 code for a protein of 65 amino acids. The record is from RefSeq and is a predicted model, not a curated record.
AUGGAGUGGGAGCGCGAGGAGAUGGUGCCGGACCACCUGUUCCAGACCUUCCACAAGCACAACAUGCUGACCCCCAACCUGCCCGCGCCGCUGCCAGUCGAGUGGUUGCGGAGGGUUGGCGUCUAUGACAUCCUGGGCACCCCAGAGGAGAAAAUACUGGAAGCCCAAGGCAAUCAGCAGACAUUGUUUAAAGUGUAG